Theobroma cacao (cacao) is the source of this 1874-nucleotide messenger RNA. It is a transcript of the gene KCS10, whose product is annotated as 3-ketoacyl-CoA synthase 10. Gene Ontology annotation, biological process: fatty acid biosynthetic process. NCBI's taxonomy places the organism in Eukaryota, Viridiplantae, Streptophyta, Magnoliopsida, Malvales, Malvaceae. Gene Ontology annotation, cellular component: membrane. Gene Ontology annotation, molecular function: acyltransferase activity, transferring groups other than amino-acyl groups. The record is from RefSeq and is a predicted model, not a curated record.
CCAGUUCUUCACCAUUUUGAUUAUCCAAGGAAUUAAUUUCAGGCUUAACAUGGCUAGAAGCGAGCAAGAUCUCUUGUCAACUGAGAUUGUCAACCGUGGGAUUGAGUCCUCCGGGCCUAAUGCCGGCUCCUUAGCCUUCUCGGUCAGGGUUCGUAGGCGGCUCCCGGAUUUCCUUCAGUCAGUGAACUUGAAGUAUGUGAAGUUAGGGUACCAUUAUCUGAUCAGUCAUGGCAUAUACUUGGCUACCAUACCAGUUUUGGUGCUUGUGUUUAGUGCGGAGGUUGGAAGCCUUAGUAGGGAAGAGCUGUGGGAAAAGCUAUGGGAAGACGCUCGCUAUGAUCUUGCCACGGUGCUCUCCUUUUUCGCUGUCUUUGUGUUCACGGUUUCUGUCUACUUCAUGUCACGGCCUCGGUCCAUUUAUCUGAUUGAUUUUGCAUGUUACCGUCCUAACGAUGACCUAAAGGUCACUAAGGAUCAAUUCAUUGAAAUAGCAAGAAAAUCAGGCAAGUUUGAUGAAGGAAGUCUUGAAUUCCAGAAAAGGAUUCUGAAAUCAUCAGGAAUUGGGGACGAAACUUACGUUCCCAAGGCGCUCAUGUCUAGUGAAAACUGUGCAACCAUGAAAGAAGGUCGCCUCGAAGCCUCCACUGUAAUGUUUGGGGCACUCGAUGAGCUCUUUGAGAAGACCAGGAUUCGACCAAAGGACGUAGGAGUGCUUGUCGUGAACUGCAGCAUCUUCAACCCAACUCCAUCUCUCUCUGCAAUGAUCAUCAACCACUAUAAAAUGAGAGGAAACAUCUUGAGCUACAAUCUUGGAGGGAUGGGCUGCAGUGCUGGCAUCAUAGCGGUGGACUUGGCCCGAGACAUGUUGCAGGCAAACCCAAAUAACUAUGCUGUUGUAGUCAGCACUGAGAUGGUGGGCUACAAUUGGUACCCAGGCCGGGUCCGGUCCAUGCUUGUUCCAAAUUGCUUUUUCAGGAUGGGAUGCUCCGCCAUCCUCAUGUCCAACCGGCGUCGUGACUACAGGCGUGCCAAGUACCGUCUCGAACACCUUGUUCGGACACAUAAAGGUGCUGAUGACCGCAGCUUCAGGUCUGUGUACCAGGAGGAAGAUGAACACGGUUUCAAGGGGCUUAAGGUGAGCAAAGAUCUAAUGGAAAUUGGUGGCGAUGCCCUCAAAACCAACAUCACCACAUUGGGGCCUCUAGUUUUACCCUUCUCCGAGCAACUCCUCUUCUUUGGUACAUUAGUUUGGAGGCAUUUUUUUGGUGGGGAUAAUUCAAAAGCCUCAUUAUCACCAUCGUCAAAGCCAUACAUCCCAGACUACAAACUUGCAUUCGAACACUUUUGUGUGCAUGCCGCGAGCAAGACUGUGCUAGAUGAGCUGCAGAAGAACCUUGAGCUCAGUGAGAAGAACAUGGAAGCCUCCAGGAUGACCUUGCACCGCUUUGGUAACACUUCUAGCUGCAGUAUAUGGUAUGAAUUGGCAUAUUUGGAAGCUAAAGAAAGGGUCAAAAGAGGAGACAGGAUUUGGCAGAUUGCCUUCGGUUCUGGGUUCAAGUGCAACAGCGUGGUUUGGCGUUCCAUGCGCCGUGUGAGGAAGCCUUCCAGGAAUAAUCCCUGGCUUGACUGCAUUGACAGAUACCCGGUGGCACCUUAAGUUAUGUUAUGGCUUGGUUGAUAAUCAAUAAUGGGCGAAUUUUCUUUUCUUUUUUUUCCUCUUGUUUAUUUCUUAACUUCUAUCACAUGGAAUAGGACAAGCACUGGAAGUUUGGGAUAUGGCAUAUUAUUUUGAAACGUUUCUCGAUUAAUUUAAUUGUAUGAAAAAGUUGUUGAAUUAUAGUUAGCGGCUACCCUAAGACUGGUACUCUUCUUCA